Drosophila willistoni is the source of this 618-nucleotide messenger RNA. RefSeq names its product rutC family protein UK114 (gene UK114). The coding region runs from base 70 to 486 and encodes 138 amino acids. The transcript is spliced from 3 exons. Gene Ontology annotation, molecular function: deaminase activity. The record is from RefSeq and is a predicted model, not a curated record. Lineage: Eukaryota; Metazoa; Arthropoda; Insecta; Diptera; Drosophilidae. Gene Ontology annotation, cellular component: cytosol.
GUCGAAAGCUCAGUCAAGUUCUGAGCAGCAACAGGUGAACAUUAAAAAUAAAAUAGAAUAAAAUAAAACAUGUCGACUAUUGUGAGAAAAUUAAUCAGCACGGCGAAUGCUGCCAAGCCCGUGGCGCCUUACAACCAAGCAGUUGUGGCCGAUCGCACUGUCUAUGUCUCUGGUUGCUUGGGAUUGGAUAAGUCAACCAUGAAACUGGUACCCGGCGGAGCCACUGAACAAACUCAAAAGGCUUUGGAGAAUUUGGAAGCUGUAUUAAAGGCAGCCGAUUCUGGUGUAGAUAAGGUUAUUAAAAAUACUGUAUUCCUUAAGGAUCUUAAUGAUUUUGGAGCCGUCAAUGAGGUGUACAAGCAAGUGUUUAAUAAGGAUUUUCCAGCACGCAGCUGUUUCCAAGUGGCCAAAUUACCCAUGGAUGCUUUAGUAGAAAUCGAAUGCAUUGCCAUAACUGGUCCAGUUAACACUGUAACUGUCGAAUAGCAAUCAAAGAACAGCAAAUUGUGAAUACAAAUUGUAAAAAAAUUCAAAUUACCUAUGGAAAAUAAUGAAUUUAUUAAGAAAUCAGAAUGUUUUACAUUCUAAUCUUAAAAAAAUUAAAACGAUGUUUUUUUA